GAAGAACGCCACGCCGCCCACAAACAUCGUCUCUGAAAUUGUGUUAAACCUUAAAACUUAAAACACAGCCGGCGGCGAUGAGGAGUAAGCCAAACAUACUAGUCACCGGUACACCGGGGACAGGGAAGACUACGACGUCGGCGGCGCUGGCCGAGGCAACUAGUCUACGCCAUAUCAACAUCGGCGACCUUGUUAAGGAUAAGAAGUUGCACGAUGGUUGGGACGAUCAACUCGAAUGCUACAUCGUCAAUGAAGAUCUCGUUUGUGAUGAACUUGAGGAGAUAAUGGAAGGUGGAGGGAACAUCGUUGACCACCAUGGUUGUGACUUCUUUCCUGAACGGUGGUUUGACCGUGUGGUGGUGCUCCAAACGGAAAACUCAAUUCUUUACGAUCGUUUGACCAAAAGGGGUUAUAGUGGUGCAAAACUUACAAACAACAUUGAAUGUGAAAUCUUUCAAGUUUUGUUGGAGGAAGCUAAAGAUAGUUACAAAGAGGAGAUUGUUGUGGCAAUGAAAAGUGAUUCAGUUGAUGACAUGAACAGUAAUGUAGCCACCAUAACCGAGUGGGUUAGAACCUGGAGCUCCACGAAUUGACCCGAAUGGUGUAAAAUUUUCUUAUGUAAGAAAAAAGUAUCUCAUGUUCCAUGGAUUUUAAUGACUUAUGAUUCCCGAAAGAUGGUUUUACAUGGUGUAAUGGUUAUUGUUCCUCUUUAGGUCAAAAAGAAUAGAAGAGGCUUGGAAAUCUAUUUAAAUCAA
Molecule: messenger RNA, 755 nt
Organism: Lactuca sativa (garden lettuce)
Lineage: Eukaryota; Viridiplantae; Streptophyta; Magnoliopsida; Asterales; Asteraceae
Gene: AAK6
Product: P-loop containing nucleoside triphosphate hydrolases superfamily protein
Cellular component (GO): cytoplasm; nucleus
Molecular function (GO): ATP binding; ATP hydrolysis activity; AMP kinase activity
Source: RefSeq, a predicted model, not a curated record